Nymphalis io (European peacock) is the source of this 1491-nucleotide messenger RNA. It is a transcript of the gene Agxt, whose product is annotated as alanine--glyoxylate aminotransferase. The coding region runs from base 122 to 1291 and encodes 389 amino acids. Gene Ontology annotation, molecular function: L-alanine:glyoxylate transaminase activity; L-serine:pyruvate transaminase activity. The record is from RefSeq and is a predicted model, not a curated record. NCBI's taxonomy places the organism in Eukaryota, Metazoa, Arthropoda, Insecta, Lepidoptera, Nymphalidae. The transcript is spliced from 8 exons. Gene Ontology annotation, cellular component: peroxisome.
AUAAUUAAUCAUUUGUCUUCUGAAUGCGACACCGGAAUCGUGUGAUACUUGUAAAUAAGAACUAUAGAUCCCUUUUUUGCGUGUAAGUGAUUGUGUUAUAAAAUACAUACACAAACUCAACAUGUUAGCUUCAAAAUUCAUCGUGCCAGUACCAAAGAUAGAAGAUCGUGUUUACAAAAAACCGCUAUUAUGCGGACCGGGCCCGUGUGAAUUGUGGCCUUCAGUCGCUGAAGCUCUUACUAAACCGGUUCUAUCACCCUUGUGUGAUGAAUUCUUCAAUGUAUUGGCGGACAUCCGGGUCGGACUGAAGUAUCUGUUUCAGACUAAGAGCAAUCUCGUGUUGGCUGUCAGUGGAUCUGGUAACUCAGGCACUGAGGCAGUUAUCACUAACCUCGUAGCUCCAGGAGAGACACUGUUGAUCGCAACAAGGGGCAUUUGGGAUGAACGAGCCUUUGAUAUGGCUAAAAGACGCGGAAUUAACGCAGUGCAAGUUCGUAUCCCUUACAACACAACAUUCAGCUUGGAACAGCUUGAAAGAGAGCUAGAAAAAUUAAAGCCGACGGCCCUCUUCAUUACUCACGGGGAUUCUUCAACGGGGACCGUUCAGAAUCUGGUGGGGCUUGGAGAUCUAUGCCACAAAUAUGGAGCCCUCUUAAUGGUUGAUACUGUAGUAUCAAUAGCCGCAGAGCCUUUCUUUAUGGACGAAUGGGGUGUGGACGCCGUGUACACGUCAACCCAGAAGGCUCUCGGUGGACCAGCAGGCAUCUCUCCCGUAGCAUUCAGCGCGAGAGCCGAAGAGAAAAUAAUGAACAGAAAACAUGAUCCACCUUUUUAUUUCGAUAUUAAGUUGUUGGCGCAACAAUGGAACUGCUACGGUAACACACGAAUGUACCACCAUACCAUGAGUCCACCACUGAUCUGGGCACUUCGAUGUUGCUUGAUGGAAAUUUGCAAGAUAACACUUCCAAAGUUUUGGGAACGCCACGUCCAAACUACGGCUCAAUUUCACAAGCUAUUGCAGAACUAUGGAUUCAAAUUCCUGGUACCCAAGCCGGAAGAUCGGCUGGUGACUGUAACUACUAUAGUCUUACCAUCUGGUUACGAGUAUACCACAUUUCUCAAAUAUAUGAGAGAAAAACAUAAUAUCUUGAUAUUUGGUGGGCUUGGACCCACAGCAGGUAAGGCCUUACGCAUUGGUAUUAUGGGCGUGAAUGCCUCUACCGAAAUCGCAGAUACAGUUGCACAUGCCAUGGGGGAUACUUUGAGAGCUCUUACAAAAUCAUCAUUAUAAAAUUAUUGCUUCGGAUUUUGAAAUAUAUAUUUCAUUAUCAUCCAUAUUUCUUUUAGUAUAUAUUAAAAAAAUGUGUCUGUUAUCGGUUUUUACCUUUUGAACUUUUGUAUAUAUUUUUUUAAUUUAUUUCAAUAAUAUUGUGAAUUAUAUUCUUUUACUCAAAAAAAAAAAUCAAAUAAUAAAUAAUAUUUGUAAAAUUA